AAUGAUUAUGAGCAGCUGAUGUAAGCAAAUUCAAAAGCGAAACGAGACAUUACAACGAAAAUAAAUAUGUUCACUAAAAAACAUAAAUUUAUAAAAAAUCGAAAAUGAGUUCAAAAAAUAAAAAUAUUGCUGUGACUUUGGUGGUAUUGGGUGAUAUCGGUAGAAGUCCACGGAUGCAAUAUCAUGCUCUGUCAUUCGCCGAACACAAUUACAAUGUAAAUAUCAUUGGUUAUGGGGGUUCUAAACCCAUGCAAAAACUUUUAGAUCAUCCAAACACGCAAAUUAUAACAAUGCGUGAUGUUCCAAACAUAUCACAAUUACCAAAACUAUGUUCAUACAUUUUUAAAACAUUUUGGCAAACGAUGACACUUUUAAUGGCGCUUAUUUUUAAAAAUCGUUCACACAUUGUUAUGGUUCAAAAUCCGCCGGCCAUACCCACAUUAUUUGCUACAUGGUUUUAUUGCUUAGUUUUUCGUGCGAAAUUUAUUAUCGAUUGGCAUAAUUAUGCUCAUACAAUUAUGGCAUUAAGUUUAGGUCGUGAUCAUCGUUUAGUACGUUUAGCAACGUGGAUUGAAUCGUAUUUUGGACGGAAAGCGAUUGCGAACUUUUGUGUAACGCGAGCAAUGCAACGAGAUUUACUCGAACGUUGGAAAAUUAAGGCCUACGUUUUAUAUGACCGUCCUCCAGAGGAAUUUAAACCGAUUUCGCUGAAUGUAAAACAUGAUUUAUUCAUGCGUUUGAGUAAAAUUUAUCCAGAAUUUUCGUCGGAUGAUGGUGGGACUGCAUUUACCAAAGUUUUAUCUGAAAAAGAUGUUGUUGAACGUGUUAAUCGUCCUGGAAUUCUAGUAUCAAGUACCAGUUGGACUGAAGACGAAGAUUUUGGUGUACUUUUAUCAGCUCUUUGUGUGUAUGAAGAAAAUGUUGAAAACCAUAAUUUACCAUAUUUGAUUUGUGUGAUAACGGGAAAAGGACCCAUGAAAGAGUACUACAUGGAGCGAAUUAAAAAGUUAAAUUUAAAAAAUGUUCAAAUUAUUACACCAUGGUUGGAGAGCGAAGACUAUCCGUUAAUGUUAGCGUCAGCAGACCUUGGUGUGUCGCUACAUCUCAGUUCUAGUGAUCUAGAUCUUCCAAUGAAAGUGGUUGACAUGUUUGGAUGUCAUUUACCAGUUUGUGCCUAUGAUUUUAAAUGUUUACAUGAAUUAGUGAAAAAUGGUGAAAAUAGUUUUACAUUUAGUUCAUCAAAUGAAUUAGCUGGACAGAUAAUUAAUUGGUUUUCACAUUUUCCAACAAAUGAAACACAAAAACGACAAAAUGAAAAAUUUAAACAACAAUUAACAAUUUUUACGAGUUUCCGUUGGCAAGAAAAUUGGGAUUUAAAUGUUUUACCCGUUGUUUUGCAAUUAACAAAGUAA
Molecule: messenger RNA, 1412 nt
Organism: Chrysoperla carnea
Lineage: Eukaryota; Metazoa; Arthropoda; Insecta; Neuroptera; Chrysopidae
Gene: Alg1
Product: chitobiosyldiphosphodolichol beta-mannosyltransferase
Exons: 4
Coding region: 105-1412 (435 amino acids)
Cellular component (GO): endoplasmic reticulum
Molecular function (GO): mannosyltransferase activity
Source: RefSeq, a predicted model, not a curated record